AUGUUGUCCUCAAUGAUGGUCUCCCAACAGCGCCUCGGUGGUGAACCCAAAAUAAAGAAAAUCCACAUGGAACUGCGGAUUUCGAACCAGCAGAUGCACCUGCAUCCCAGCAUUGAGGUCGCUUCUCACGAUCUCUUCUCUCAACUCACUGCUUGGCAGAAUAUCAUCCUAAAUUUGCCGAGAAUUCAGCAUUCACGCUAUCAAGUUGGUUUAAAUGCAGAUGAGGAUACUCAGCAGCACAAUAUGAAUUUGGUUUCACGACUCGCAAAAGAGAGCAAUGUUCUCAGCCAUGCCUAUGAUUCCAUUUCAAAUAUUCUUGAAGAAACCGAUGAAUAUGUAAAGACAUGGACUUCCUAUCAGGCUCUCUGGGAUCUACAACUUGAUCAAGUCUACAAUCGUAUUGGAAACAACCUUGAGGUUUGGAUGAAUGUACUAGAUGAAAUUAAGUUGAUGCGAAAACACUUUGAUGUCUCGGAGUCCAAAAAAUCAUUUGGUCCAAUCCUUAUUGACUUUGAGAAAGUUCAGUCUACAGUAACCAUGAAAUACGAUACCUGGCACAAGGAAAUCCUCAACAAAUUUGGUAGCAAUUUGGGCAAUGAGAUGCAAGACUUCUACAAACAGAUGUCCGAAGCUCGAGGGGAAUUGGAGAGGCGUUCAAUUGAUUCUAAGGCUACCAGUGAUGCUGUGAACACCAUCACCUACACCCAGUCUCUGAAGCGCAAUUUGAAGCAGUGGGAGAAACAAGUGAACCUCUACAAAUCUGGACAGAAUAUCCUUCUACGAGAUCGCUUCCAAUUCCCUAAUAAUUGGCGAGAUUCAGAGAAUAUCCAGGGUGAAUGGAGCGCCUUCCAGGAGAUUCUUCGGCGCAAGGAGUCUAGUAUUUCCACUGAGGUUGCAAGCCUUCAAAUAAAGAUUGUCGCAGAAGAUAAGACUAUUGAAGGCAAGACAGGAGAAUUGUUGAACAGUUGGCACAAGGAGAAGCCUAUUCAGGGUGAUAUGAAGCCAGAUGAGGCAGUGAAGGCCCUCACUAUUCUUGAGGGUCAAUUUUUGCGGCUGAAGGAGGAAAGAGCUAAUAUUCAACGCGCUAAAGAAGCUUUAGAGCUUACUGAGGAAGGUGUUCUUCCGCAAAGUGAAGAGAAGGUCAACGUCGCUCUGGAGGAACUUCAGGAUCUUAAAAAUGUGUGGAUAGAAUUGUCUCGCUUCUGGGAGGAGAUUGAUCAGCUUCGCGAAACACCUUGGCAAACCGUGCAACCACGCAAAAUUCGUCAACAGAUUGAUGAGAUGGUGCGGCGAUUGAAGGAAGUGCCCGCGAGACUUCGUCAUUACGCAGCCUACGAACACAUUCGUAAAACUGUCCAGAAUUUCGCCAAGGUCAACCCUAUUGUCAUUGACUUAAAAUCAGAGGCUCUGAAGGAGCGUCAUUGGCGUGCACUCAUUCGCAAGCUGAAUGUUAACUGGGUCAUGACUGAACUCACUCUUGGUCAGUUGUGGGAUAUAGACUUACAGAAGAAUGAAACCAUCAUUCGAGAUGUAUUCCUUGUUGCUCAGGGUGAGAAGGCUCUGGAAGAAUUCAUGAAACAAGUGACGGAAGUUUGGAAAACCUAUGAACUUGAUUUGGUGGUCUAUCAAAAUCGUUGUCGUCUUAUUCGUGGUUGGGAUGAUCUCUUUAACAAAGUGAAGGAACAUAUAAAUAGCGUAUCUGCCAUGAAGCUAUCCCCCUAUUUUAAACAAUUCGAAGAAGAAGCUUUAACUUGGGAAGACAGGCUUAAUCGAAUUAAUGCUCUCUUUGAUGUGUGGAUUGAUGUUCAGAGAAGAUGGGUUUACCUGGAUGGAAUCUUCUCUGGUUCGGCUGAUAUCAAAACACUGCUUGCUCAGGAAUCUCAACGCUUCUCAAAUGUUAGUACUGAGUUCCUUGGUCUGCUAAAAAAGGUUUCCAAGUCUCCUCUUGUUAUGGAUGUUCUCAAUAUCCCUAAUGUUCAACGACAACUUGAGAGGCUUGCUGAUCUACUCUCAAAGAUUCAAAGGUCUCUUGGUGAAUAUCUCGAGAGACAGAGAUCUUCAUUCCCAAGAUUCUAUUUCGUCGGUGAUGAAGAUUUGCUUGAAAUAAUUGGUAAUAGCAAGAACAUUCCUCGACUGCAAAAGCACUUCAAAAAGAUGUUUGCUGGUGUUAAUGCAAUAAAGCUAAACGAAGAAUGCACAGAAGUUCUCGGUUUGGUCUCAAAGGAAGGUGAAGUAGUCGAUUUCGUACACAAGGUCUCAAUCAAAGAUAACCCCACAAUCAAUGAUUGGCUAACAUUGCUGGAAAAGGAAAUGCGGAUCACUCUUGCAACCUACCUUGCCAGUGCUGUUACCGAAUUACAAAAACUUCGGUCAGCGUCCACACUGGAAUCGAACGGAUUUCUCGCAUGGCUAGACAAGUAUCAAGCUCAGUUGGUAGUCCUUGCAGCUCAAAUCUGCUGGUCAGAGUCGGUCGAUGCGGCAUUGAGUAGUGGCAAAUCUGAGGUAUCUCUGGCAGCUUGUUUGAGUUCCGUAGAAGCAAUGCUCACACUUUUAGCUGACACUGUACUCAGUGAACAACCACCUGUUCGUAGACGUAAACUUGAACAUCUAAUCAUUGAACAUGUUCAUCAGCGAGAUGUGCUCAGAUCACUCGUUAAAACUGGUGUCAAAUCGUCACAGUCUUUCGCUUGGCUAUCUCAAAUGCGCUUCUACUUCGAUCCGAAGCAAUCUGACCCUCUGGCCCAAGUGUCAAUCCAUAUGGCUAAUGCCAAGUUUGCCUAUGGUUUUGAGUACCUCGGUGUAAUGGACCGUCUUGUCCAAACUCCUCUUACUGACCGAUGCUACUUGACAAUGACCCAGGCUUUGGAGGCCCGUUUGGGUGGAUCACCAUUUGGCCCAGCUGGUACCGGUAAGACCGAAUCUGUGAAAGCUCUUGGUAUGCAGUUGGGUCGUUUCGUGUUGGUGUUUAACUGUGAUGAGACAUUCGACUUUCAUGCUAUGGGUAGAAUCUUUGUGGGUCUGUGCCAAGUUGGUGCUUGGGGCUGUUUCGAUGAAUUUAAUCGUCUUGAGGAGAGAAUGCUUUCUGCUGUAUCCCAACAAAUUCAAGGCAUUCAAGAGGCGUUGAGAGACCAGCUGGCCGGAAAAGAUGUAACUGUGGAAUUGUUAGGAAAGAAUCUUUCUGUAAAUCCUGAUAUGGCAAUUUUCAUCACAAUGAACCCCGGCUACGCUGGUCGUUCCAACUUGCCCGAUAACUUGAAGAAAUUGUUCCGUUCAUUGGCUAUGACUCAACCAGAUCGUCAAUUGAUUGCUCAAGUUAUGCUCUACUCACAGGGCUUCCGCACGGCAGAAUUGUUGUCGAACAAGAUAGUACCUCUGUUCAAAUUGUGCGAUGAACAACUUUCACCUCAGACUCAUUAUGACUUUGGCCUUCGUGCACUAAAAUCUGUUCUUGUCUCAGCUGGUAAUGUGAAGCGUGAUCGUAUUAAACGCAUUAAGGAUGCACUUCAAGCUAAGAAUGAAGAAAUCAAUGAAGCCAAAAUUGCAGAAAACCUCCCAGAGCAAGAAAUUCUCAUUCAGUCGAUUAUGGAAACCAUGGUACCGAAGCUUGUUGCCCAGGAUAUCCCAUUGCUCUAUUCCUUGUUGAAGGACGUCUUCCCAGGUGUGGACUAUCACGCCUCACCAAUGGAAGAUCUGCGUCGUGAAUUGAAACGUGUAUGUGAAGAGAUCUUCCUUGUGUACAGCGAUGACAAGUCAGAAAGCAGUGUUGGUGGUGCCCUAUGGGUUGAAAAGGUUCUCCAACUUUAUCAGAUCACUUGCAUUCAUCAUGGUCUCAUGAUGGUUGGUCCGAGUGGUAGUGGAAAAUCGAUGGCUUGGCGGGCUCUUCUCAAAGCUCUCGAACGUGUCGAAGGUGUUGAAGGUGUCGCUCAUGUUAUUGAUCCAAAAUCUAUCAGCAAGGAUUCUCUUUAUGGUUACCUCGAUCCUAACACUCGUGAAUGGACUGAUGGUCUGUUCACACACACUCUCAGAAAGAUCAUCGAUAGCAUCCGCGGUGAAUCGCACAAGCGUCAGUGGAUCAUUUUCGAUGGUGAUGUUGAUCCAGAAUGGGUUGAGAACUUGAACUCUGUACUAGAUGAUAACAAACUGCUCACCUUGCCGAACGGUGAACGUUUAGGCAUUCCACCAAAUGUGAGAAUCAUGUUUGAAGUUCAAGACUUGCGUUACGCCACUUUGGCCACUGUUUCCCGUUGUGGUAUGGUCUGGUUCUCUGAGGAUGUUGUCUCUCCCGAAAUGGUUAUGACUAAUUUCCUUCGCUACCUGCAAAACGUUCCAAUUGAUGAAGACGAAGAUGCUGAUUUAAGCUUCACUAGUCCUGCUACAAUUUCGACGACAGCAACCGGUGAUCAGGUUAAAUCUCCUGUUGAUGGUGGCCAAACAUUCGUCAGUCCUACUCUACAGACUCAACGUGUCAUUGCAAAUAUGUUUGUACCUCAUUUCGCCGGUUCCGGACUUGUAUCACGCUGUCUAGAGUUUGCUAAGGACCUUGAUCACGUAAUGGACUUUACUCAGCUUCGGGCACUUACUAGUCUAUUCUCACUCUUGAAACAGACUGUUAGAGUUGUUCUCAUGCACAAUGCUACUCAUACGGACUUCCCAAUGCCAAUUGAACAAAUGGAGUCCUACGUAAGCAAGUCUCUCAUAAAUGCAAUUAUCUGGGCUUUAGCUGGUGAUGGUCCUGCUAAUGUACGCAUGCAAAUGAGCGAUUUCGUUCGUCAAGCUACCACCAUUCCACUUCCACCUCCUGGUGCACCGAUUAUUGACUAUGAGGUCACUCUAGCUGGUGAAUGGCAACCAUGGGUUAACAAGGUGCCUGUCGUUGAGGUGGAGUCUCAUAAAAUCGAUACUAUGGAUGUUGUUGUGCCUACACUUGAUACUGUUAGACAUGAAGCUCUACUCUAUACCUGGCUGGCUGAGCAUAGACCAAUGGUCCUGUGCGGUCCCCCGGGGUCUGGUAAAACGAUGACUCUCUUCAGUGCUCUUAGAAGCCUUCCUGAUAUGGAAGUGGUUGGAUUGAACUUCUCUAGUGCAACUACACCCGAAUUAAUGCUCAAAACGUUUGAUCAAUACUGUGAAUACCGCAAAACUCCUAAUGGUCUGGUUCUCGCACCUCAACAAAUCAACAAAUGGCUCGUAUUCUUCUGUGAUGAAAUCAACUUGCCAAAUGAAGACAAGUAUGGUACUCAACGUGUCAUCAGUUUCCUCAGACAAAUGCUCGAACAUUCUGGUUUCUAUCAAACAACCGACAUGCAAUGGGUGCGUUUUGAGCGCAUUCAAUUUGUUGGUGCUUGCAACCCUCCUACAGAUCCUGGGAGAAAGCCCCUCUCGCAUCGUUUCUUGCGUCAUGUACCUGUUAUCUAUGUAGACUAUCCUGGAGAGACAUCACUCAAACAGAUCUACGGCACUUUCAACCGUGCUAUGCUUAGAAUGUUACCAUCUCUCCGUCCACAAGCUGAUUCACUCACUAACGCUAUGGUUGACUUUUAUCUUCGUUCUCAAAAUAGAUUCACUAUUGACAUGCAGCCACAUUACAUCUACAGUCCUCGUGAACUGACACGAUGGGUGCGUGGUAUUCACGAAGCUCUCAAGCCACUGGAAUCGCUUUCAGUUGAAGGUCUAGUACGCAUAUGGGCUCAUGAGGCUCUGCGUCUCUUCCAAGAUCGUUUGAUUGAAGACAGUGAGCGUUUGUGGACGGAUCAAAAUAUUGAUGAGGUCGCAACCACUUACUUCCCGCUUAUCGAUCGUGUUGCUGCUCUUCAACGUCCAAUUCUAUUUAGUAAUUGGCUCUCGAAAGAUUACGUCGCUGUUGAUCAAGAGGUUCUUCGCGAGCAUGUUAAAGCUCGUCUUAAGGUCUUCUACGAAGAAGAACUUGAUGUUCCUUUGGUUCUCUUUAAUCAAGUACUGGAUCAUGUUCUCAGAAUUGACAGAGUUUUCCGGCAGUCUCAAGGUCAUCUUCUAUUGAUUGGCAUCAGUGGUGCUGGCAAAACCACCCUCUCUAGGUUUGUCUCGUGGAUGAACGGUCUUUCCGUGUUCCAGGUAAAGGUACAUAACAAGUACACCGCAGAAGACUUUGAUGAGGACUUAAGAAAUGUCCUCCGUCGAGCUGGUUGUAAGGGUGAGAAGAUUACCUUCAUUAUGGAUGAAUCUAACGUAAUGGACUCAAGUUUCCUUGAAAGAAUGAAUACUCUGCUCGCAAAUGGUGAAGUUCCCGGUUUGUUCGAAGGUGAUGAAUUUGCAGCCCUAAUGACACAAUGUAAAGAAGGCGCUACCAGAGAGGGCCUGAUGGUUGAUUCGCAAGAAGAACUCUACAAAUGGUUUACUAAUCAAAUCUGUCGAAAUCUUCACGUGGUCUUUACCAUGAAUCCAUCUUCCGACGGUCUUAAGGACAAGGCAGCUACAUCUCCUGCCCUGUUCAACAGAUGUGUCCUCAAUUGGUUUGGUGACUGGUCUCUUGAAGCCUACUUCCAUGUAGGUAAAGAAUUUACUGAGAAGCUGGAUCUUGAACGUCCAGACUACCAUGUUCCAGAAGUGAUUCCUUACGUUGCUGAAGGUUUAUUGCCUUGUGUACCAACCUACCGCGAUAUGGUAGUUAAUGCCUUUGUAUUUGUCCACCAAUCUCUUCAACGUGCUAAUGAACGCUUGCAGAAACGCGGUGGCCGAACAAUGGCCAUUACACCUCGCCACUUCCUCGAUUUCAUUAGCCAUUAUGUCAAACUGAUCGGAGAAAAGAGAUCUAAUCUAGAAGAGCAACAAGUCCACUUGCAUGUUGGUCUGCAGAAGAUUAAGGAAACAGUGGAGCAAGUUGAAGUGAUGCAAAAGUCCCUGACAAAGAAGAGCAAGGAGCUCGAGGAAAUGAAUGAUGCCGCUAACGCUAAGCUUAAACAGAUGGUUAAAGACCAACAAGAGGCUGAACAGAAGAAGACUACUAGCCAGAGCUUACAAGUCGAAUUGGAGAAGCAACGUGAAUACAUCAAAGAAAAGAGAGCUUUGGUCAUGGAGGAGCUUAGUCAAGUCGAACCGGCUGUUAACGAUGCCAAACAAGCUGUUGAGGGUAUUCGCAAAAAGGAUAUUCAGGAAAUAAAGGCUAUGCGUAAUCCUCCGCCUGCGGUUAAGAUGGCUCUCGAAGCCAUCUGUCUUCUGCUGGGUGAGAAAUCGACUGAUUGGCGUCAGAUUUUGACGGCCAUUGUCAAGGAUUCCUUUGUACCAAGCAUUCUCAACUUUGAUACUGAAGAUAUCACUGAUUCAAUUCGUGAGACAAUGAAGAAAAAGUACAUAGAAAAUCCUGAUUUUAACUAUGAGAAAGUUAAUCGCGCUUCUACCGCUUGUGGACCUAUGGUUAAAUGGGCUAUUGCUCAGAUUGGCUACGCAGAUAUCCUAAAGAAAGUUGAGCCCCUUCGUGAUGAACUCAAAGCCCUCGAAGAAGCAGCCAAAGCUAAUGAAAAGAAGGCUGAAGAUGUUGAAGGUACAAUCGCAGCACUUGAGAAAUCCAUCGCUAAAUAUAAGGAUGAGUACGCUGUUUUGAUUAGUCAAGCUCAGUCUAUCAAGGCUGAUUUGGCCUCUGUCGAAGCUAAGGUUGAACGGUCGGUUGCGUUGAUUGAAUCUCUGAGCAGUGAACGAACUCGUUGGGAGUCUGGUUCAGAAACUUUCCGAUCCCAAAUGGCCACUAUUAUCGGAGAUUGUCUUCUCUCCUCUGCCUUCAUGGCCUAUGCUGGCUACUUUGACCAGAGCCUCCGUCUCAGUCUUGUCUCUUCGUGGGCACUUCACUUGAAGAAUGCUGGAAUUCAAUUCAGACCUGAUUUAGCCCGUGCCGAAUACCUCUCUACACCAGAUGAGCGACUGCGUUGGCAGGCUAGUGCUCUACCGAACGAUGAACUUAGUGUUGAAAAUGCAAUCAUUCUUCAUAGGUUCAACCGCUAUCCUCUUAUUAUUGAUCCCAGUGGGCAGGCUAUUGAGUUCAUUAUGGAGGAGUUCAAGGCCCGGAAGAUUGCCAAGACCUCCUUCUUAGACGAAUCCUUCAGAAAGACUCUCGAGUCCUCUUUGCGUUUCGGCACACCGCUCCUUGUGCAAGAUGUCGAAUCCUACGAUCCUAUUCUCAAUCCCGUGCUCAAUCGCGAAGUCAGACGUACAGGAGGUCGUACACUUAUCACUCUUGGUGAUCAGGAUAUUGAUCUGUCGCCUACCUUCACCAUUUUCCUGUCUACUCGUGAUCCUUCAGUUGACUUUGCUCCUGAUAUCUGUUCAAGAGUCACUUUUGUUAAUUUCACUGUCACUCAUAGCAGUCUACAGAGUCAGUGCCUGAAUGCUGUUCUCAAAGCUGAGAGGCCUGAUGUUGAUAGCAAGAGAUCUGACUUGCUGAAGAUGCAGGGUGAAUUCCAACUUCGGUUGCGUCAUUUGGAGAACGAUUUAUUGCAGGCUCUCAAUGCUGCCAAGGCAAGUGGCAACUUGCUCGACGAUGAUAAGAUCAUAACGAAUUUAGAAACACUGAAAAAGGAAGCUGGUGAAGUUGCUAAGAAGGUUGAAGAAACUGACGCUAUCAUGACGGAAGUUGACAACGUUUCACAACAAUACGUGCCUCUAUCUCAAGCUUGCUCAGGCAUUUACUUCACACUGGAUGCACUCAAUCAAGUCUAUUUCCUCUACCAAUAUUCACUUCACUUCCUUCUCUCAAUUUUCAACUGUGUUCUUACCCAGAAUGAUAAUCUUAAAGGAGUCAGUGACAGCAAAGCUCGUUUGGAUAUCAUCACUAAAGAUCUUUUCCAAGUUACCUAUAAUCGUGUUGCUCGUGGUAUGCUUCAUAGUGAUCAGAUCACAUUUGCUGCCCUUCUUGCUCGUAUCUUCCUCAAGGGGAAAGUUACCGCUGGUAUGACCUAUGAAUCCGAAUUCUCUGUCUUCCUUCAUGGACAUGAUGGUUCAAGUUUGCUGAAUACCAAGAACUUGCCUGACAUCAAAGGCCUUAGUGUCGAGCAGAGGGCCGGUAUUAGUAGACUACAGAGUCAGUUGCCAGCCUUUAAAAACGUUGAAGCAGCUAUUGCUAAUGACCCGAAAUUCCAUGAAUGGCUUGAGGCUGUUUCACCGGAAACUGGAGUUCCGACACUUUGGGAACUGCCUUCUGCUGAAGCUAACCCUAUUGGAACAGCUAUUUACAGUCUCUUACUUAUUCAAGCACUCAGACCAGAUCGUCUCUUGGCUUGUGCUCACAUUUUAGUGGGAGCCGUAUUUGGUCAAGCAUUCAUGGACACUGCUCGUUCUAAUCUUGAUUUGGGACCAAUUGUUGAACAAGAAAUCAAGGCUAAUAUUCCUGUUCUUCUCUGCGCCACUCCAGGAUUUGAUCCCAGCGGUCGCGUAGAGGAUCUAGCAAGUGAUUUGAAGAAAACCCUAACUGGCAUUGCUAUUGGUUCAGCUGAAGGCUUCUCACAAGCUGAAAAGGCGAUCAACACUGCUGCUAAACAGGGCAAAUGGGUUAUGCUCAAGAACGUUCAUCUCGCUCCAUCUUGGCUUGUUCAAUUGGAAAAGAAGUUGCACUCUUUCCAAGCGCAUCCAAACUUCCGUCUCUUCCUCACUAUGGAAAUCAACCCGAAGUUGCCUGUUAACCUCCUUCGUUCUGGGCGAGUGUUUGUUUUCGAACCACCACCAGGUAUCAAGGCCAGCCUUCUGCGUACUUUCGCGAAUAUUUCAGCAACAAGAAUGUCUCGUGCUCCAGCUGAGAGAUCUCGUUUAUAUUUCCUGCUAGCUUGGUUCAAUGCGGUUGUUCAAGAACGUCUUCGGUAUGUGCCUUUGGGAUGGACCAAACGGUACGAGUUCAAUGAAUCCGAUCUCAAGUCUACUUGUGAUACAAUCGAUUCUUGGGUGGACAAUGCUAGCAAAGGGCGCUCCAAUUUACCUCCUGAACAAAUCCCCUGGACCGCUAUUCGCCAGCUCAUGUCUAAAUGUAUCUACGGUGGUCGUAUUGAUAACGAUUUCGACCAGACCCUACUCGAUACUUUCUUAUCACGUUUAUUUACUGAAAAAAGUUUUGAUCACGACUUUGUCCUAGUCAAUGAUGUUAACGGUCAGGCUGGAAAGAAUAUCCUCAUCCCAGAAGGAACUUCACGUGAAGAAUUAAUCACUUGGACCAAGAAGUUACCCUCAAAUCAGACUCCCUCUUGGCUCGGAUUGCCUAACAAUGCUGAGAAGGUGCUGCUAACUAAUAUGGGCCAAGAGGUGAUUGGGAACCUGCUCAAGAUGCAGCAAGCUGUUAGUACGGAUGAUGUUCUUUCCGCUUCGGAAAUGGCUGCUACAACACUUGUCAAGAGAGCUUCUGUGGAGGAAGGAGACACCAGACCUACAUGGAUGCGUCAAUUACAAGCGAGUGCAGAUACUUGGAAGUCGCUACUGCCAGAGCGUCUUAGACCACUAGAGCGAACCACGGGGAAUAUUGCUGAUCCCCUCUUCAGGUGCUUUGAUAGAGAAAUCAACGCUGGUGCUACACUACUGCAUACAGUUAGAGAUGAUCUAACAAAUGUGGUCAAGGUUUGUUCCGGAACGAUAAAGCCAAUCAACUAUCAUCGUGAGUUAAUGUCCGACUUGGCGAAGGGUUUGAUCCCGGCUUCUUGGCGUUGUUACUACACCGUACCAUCAAAUCUUACUGUCAUUCAAUGGAUCAACGACUUUGCCUCCCGAAUUCGUCAAUUGAUAGAGAUUAGCGAAGCUGCUUCUUUAUCUGAUCUGAGCAGCUUGCGUGGUUUACGUGUUUGGCUGGGAGGUCUGUUCAUGCCAGAAGCUUACAUCACAGCUACACGUCAAGUGGUUGCUCAAACUCAUGGCUGGGCUCUGGAAGAACUGUUUCUCAACAUGGAGUUGGUCAGCGCUUCACAGAAAGAUAAACCACCACCGUUGCCUGCUGAUGAUUGCGCUUUUAUGGUCACUGGUCUUCGUUUAAUGGGGGCUGAACCCGCUGAUACUAAAACUAUUCAGCUGUCCAAGACCAUCUUCUAUGAAAUGCCUUUUACUAUUCUCAGAUGGAUUCGAGUUGUGAAAGAAAAACAAAGUGAAGUAAAUCCAGGGGCGGUUAAGCUUCCCAUCUACUUGAAUGCUUCUCGCUCUGUCCUUCUCUUCACUGUCGAUCUGCAGACUAAGGAACAGGGAAGCGAGUUCUGCAAACGUGGUGUUGCUAUACUCUCUUCGCCUCUUGGUUAA
Messenger RNA from Rodentolepis nana, 11229 nucleotides. The record is from the annotation of a GenBank genome assembly. NCBI's taxonomy places the organism in Eukaryota, Metazoa, Platyhelminthes, Cestoda, Cyclophyllidea, Hymenolepididae.